AACAUUUCCUAACCAACUUCUUUCCGAACCUUAUUGCUAUUACAAGGAAAAGAAAAUAUGGGUGUGAAAGGGAAGUUGAUUGCUUCAAUGGAGGUGAAGUGUGGAGGACACUCGAUUCAUGAUAUUUUUCACACCAAUUCUCAUCAUCUACCCAACAUAACCCCUAGUAGGAUCAAUCAUUUUGAGAUUCAUGAAGGUGAAAUUGGAAAGAUUAAUUCGGUUGCUAGUUGGAAAUAUAUUGAAGAUGGAAAAGAAAUGUUUGCUAAGACUAUGCUUGAAGCCAUUGAUCCUCAAAAGAAAUCAAUCACUUGGAAAGUGAUUGGAGGAAAUCUUUUAGAGUUGUAUAAUUUCUUCACUGUUAUUUCAUCUUGUGAGCAUCAAUGGACUACAUUUACACUUGUGUACGAGAAGAAAACUGAAGAUACCCCAGAACCCCUCGCUCUCUUGGGUCAUUUAAUUGGUGUGACCAAAGACGUAGAGGGUCACCUUCUCAAGAAAUAGAAAAAUUAUGAUGUUCAAUGAUCCUAUAUGUGUGUGAUGAGUAUUUGAAAAUAUUGGCUAGUUCUAGCUAGCGUGUAAAAUAAAUAAUGUUAUAUUUGAAGAAUAAAUAUAUAAUAAACUUACUUGUAAUUUAUCAAAAAAUAUUUCCUCCACCAUAUUUUAAAAGGAGAUUUGGUAA
Molecule: messenger RNA, 679 nt
Organism: Solanum dulcamara
Lineage: Eukaryota; Viridiplantae; Streptophyta; Magnoliopsida; Solanales; Solanaceae
Product: kirola-like
Exons: 2
Coding region: 58-501 (147 amino acids)
Biological process (GO): defense response
Source: RefSeq, a predicted model, not a curated record